This is a messenger RNA of Passer montanus (Eurasian tree sparrow), 480 nucleotides long. Its product is annotated as AP-1 complex subunit sigma-1A-like. The record is from RefSeq and is a predicted model, not a curated record. Gene Ontology annotation, cellular component: intracellular membrane-bounded organelle. The transcript has 3 exons. Gene Ontology annotation, biological process: protein transport; vesicle-mediated transport. NCBI's taxonomy places the organism in Eukaryota, Metazoa, Chordata, Aves, Passeriformes, Passeridae. Bases 1 to 480 code for a protein of 159 amino acids.
AUGAUGGUUGACCGCAGUUGGCUCGACCGCGGUUGUCUUGACCACGGCGACACCGGGGGCCUCCUUGGCGCCGCGGUGGCUCGCGGUGGCCGCGGGGACGUCCCCAGCUCGACGUCGUCCCCCAGGUACGCCAGCCUGUACUUCUGCUGCGCCAUCGAGGGCCAGGACAACGAGCUGAUCACGCUGGAGCUCAUCCACCGCUACGUCGAGCUGCUGGACAAGUACUUCGGCAGCGUGUGCGAGCUGGACAUCAUCUUCAACUUCGAGAAGGCCUACUUCAUCCUGGACGAGUUCGUGAUGGGCGGCGAGAUCCAGGACACCUCCAAGAAGAGCGUGCUCAAGGCCAUCGAGCAGGCCGACCUGCUGCAGGAGGUGGGGACACCCCGAAAAUCCACCGGGAGGGGCUGGGGGACCCCAAAAGUCCUGGGGGGAGCUUGUGGGGUCAUCAUGGAUCCAAAAAAUCCAUGGAGGUUCUUGUAG